AUGUUGCUUUAAUCUAUAGUUAGAGAGGUAAUUAAGUAUUUAUUUCUGACGCAUAAUUGCAUCAAAGUUUAAUAAAGAAAAUUAAACAAGAUUAAUUAUAACAAGGCCCUUGGAUUGGAUCUUAAAAAUGUUAAAAAUUAUAAUAAUAGAGGUAAUAGAAAUGUUUAUUAAAUAGGAAUAUUUUUUUUUAUGAGGAAAUUCUAAUUCGAUCAAGCUUGGAAAAAAAUUUAAUAAAGCGAUUUAGUUGGACUCUAAUGA
Paramecium sonneborni is the source of this 258-nucleotide messenger RNA. The record is from the annotation of a GenBank genome assembly. Lineage: Eukaryota; Ciliophora; Oligohymenophorea; Peniculida; Parameciidae.